GCUGGAUUUGGUAUGAUCCACUUGCCCUAGACCUCAGGUCUGGGUCUGAGCAGAGAGAUACGGCCACUGGCGCCGCUGCAGAGGACGUGCACGACUGAAUCUACAGCCUAAAGCCUCACAGAGAAAGAGAAAGAGAGAGAGAGGGGGGAGAUGAGCUGUACUAGAGUCCAGUCUUGCUCUGGGACGGCAGACUGACUGAAGCUGCUGGUAGUUUUACAGCUGUGCAUCUCUGUCACUCUAGAGUCAUGAGCUCAAAGGGGACGAACCUCCACAACAAACGUCUGCCAUCUGAGACAGAGCAUGCGCAGAGAGUCCCGGAUGCAGAUUCGACCCAGCAAAUGAGGCUGAGAGAGAGACAACGAUUCUUCGAGGAGGUGUUUCAACACGAUGUCGAUGUCUACCUUUCCUCUGCACACCUGCAGAUAGAUUAUAAGAGACCUCCCUUAGGAAGUAUUUCAUCAAUGGAGGUGAAUGUCGAUAUGCUAGAGCAGAUGGACCUGAUGGACAUCUCUGACCAGGAGGCCUUGGAUGUCUUCUUCAGUGCCAGCGGAGAGGAAGGUUCACUGGCAUCCCCUCUUCCAGCUCUUGGCCACACUGAUGUAAAAGAGGAUGGACUGAGGAGAAAUGACGUGUCCUUGAGGAUUUCUGACCCUUGCGAGAUCAAAUCCCGUAUGUUGUCCACUUCCUCCAGCUCCACCUGUGACAGUCAGGCCUCCAAUGAGGACGGAUCCAACACUCCUGUCGUCCAAUCAGAUGAUGAAGACGUGCAUGACGAAAGCCUGUUACGAACAGGAGCGGACACAGCCAACGAUGCCACAAAAGAGCAGUCUGCUCUCUCAGUAUAAACUGCCUUCUCAUUAACUACUGACCAUUUGGCAAGUGUAACAUGACUAGUUUAAGACUGUUUCAUGGGUGGGUUGACUGGUUUUAGCCAUAAAUCAAUCUACAAGAGACCUUUAUGAACACUUGUGAAAUUUGACUGAUUCAAGACCCCUAUUACGUCACACUGGGAGUGUCACGCUUUGACAGACCUGCAUUUUUUAAUCGCCACUUGCGUCUUACCAACAUUUUACUGUAUCUUUUUGAUUGGGAAUAUAGGUUUAUAAAUACACACAUCACUAAUACUUUGCAAUGUUCUUUACAAAGACUGAAACUGCUCCGAAGAGAGACUAAAUGCAUCACCAUUUUGAAUUAAAGUGGUAAGUCAUGGAAACAUUUCCAAAAGAAAACAAAAUAUACAAUGAUUUUUUGCUUAAAGAAAAUUAAGCUUUUACUGUACAUCAUUAAAAGGAAAGUUUACUCUAAAAAUGAAAACUGUUAUCAUUUACUCACCCCUAUGUGGUUUCAAACAAGACUUUCAUUCAUCUCACAAACUCAAAUCUAGAUAUUUGUGAGGAAACCUAAGAUAUAAAAAGCCCAUGCAACACUUUGAAGGUCCAAAAGGUCAUAAAGGCAUCAUAAAACUACUGUAUGAAUUUAUCAGCUUAAUUCAGGUCACAAUUGCUUUAUAUGGUAAAAAGAUUUAAUCAGAUGACGUUUUAUGAUCAAUGUGCAUAGAGCACAUCAAAUAUGGUAAACAAGGAAGUUGAGAUCAAACAAAUCACAUUGGUUCUUGCUGGUCACAUGCACAUUUGCAUAUCUGAGUUUGUCAUGUUUAAUGUGAUUAAUGUAUUUUUGUCAGCCAUUAUUUACAUGCACGUUUUCAUAUAAAGUGCAUGCACUUUGUGUUGUGAGAGAUCAAAUUAAAGUCUUAUGGGUUUCAAAAGACAUGAGAGAGAGUAGAUGGAAAAAAUAAAUGUCAUUUUUAGAUUUUAGAGUUUUACUAUUUAAGUUUUUUUCUUUGCAUCUUUACAUUAUUUUACAUUUUCUUUUUUAACUUAAUGGCAAUAUUUAUUAGAUUAUUAGAUUUUUUAAACAGCAUAGAGGGCAAUACAACAAAUGCUAGCUUGAUGUAAAUAAAAUAUUUAACUAAUUUGUGAAUUUUUAUUACAGUAUUGAGAAUUUGAGAGAAAUAUGUUCUUAACUGUUAUGAAAAUUGUCACAAUAAAAAAAAAAAAAAAAAAAAAACAUGUUAGGGGUGUGAUGUUGGGGAAUUAAACCUGGGAGCACAUAAGUUCUUUGACACGUCUUGACUUGUGAGCAUUUGUACAUCCCACCGUUUCACAGCACCAACAGACUUCAUUUGCUUUAAGCUAAAACAAAUCAUUUAUUUUGAUUUGGGGUGAAAUAUUAUCCACUCUUGGCAGGUUUUGUGAUGUUGACCAUAAAACUUGUUGUGUCAGGUUUGUUUUUUAAGAGCAUCAGAUCUAUUUUCUUUUUCUUUCUUUCUUUCUUUCUUUCUUUCUUUCUUUCUUUCUUUCUUUCUUUCUUUCUUUCUUUCUUUCUUUCUUUCUUUCUUUCUUUCUUUCCACCAUGUGUUGGGAAUGUGUUCUCACUUCUGAUGUCCACACAACCUUAUGCUUUGCUUUCCAAAUAAAGCCAAAUGCCACCAAAGUG
Carassius gibelio (silver crucian carp) is the source of this 2496-nucleotide messenger RNA. RefSeq names its product dysbindin. Bases 246 to 845 code for a protein of 199 amino acids. Gene Ontology annotation, biological process: negative regulation of protein kinase activity. The record is from RefSeq and is a predicted model, not a curated record. The transcript has 4 exons. Lineage: Eukaryota; Metazoa; Chordata; Actinopteri; Cypriniformes; Cyprinidae. Gene Ontology annotation, cellular component: cytoplasm.